Messenger RNA from Choloepus didactylus (southern two-toed sloth), 2648 nucleotides. RefSeq names its product ZFP64 zinc finger protein (gene ZFP64). The record is from RefSeq and is a predicted model, not a curated record. The transcript is spliced from 9 exons. Gene Ontology annotation, cellular component: nucleus. Bases 145 to 2082 code for a protein of 645 amino acids. Lineage: Eukaryota; Metazoa; Chordata; Mammalia; Pilosa; Megalonychidae. Gene Ontology annotation, biological process: regulation of gene expression.
UCCUCCCCGCCUUGCAGAGUUGGGAGAAGGAAGGUUGGGGGGGGCGGGGGUAUGGAAAAAUAAAAGGAAAAGUCCGUGCACCAUGUAAAUCAACGCCCCCCACCUUGGCGCCCCGGCUGGCCGGGGACCCCCCAGUCUGCGGCCAUGAACGCGAGCGGCGAGGGCGAGAGCUUCCCGGGCUCGGUGCAAAUUCCAGGUGGCACAACGGUGCUGGUUGAGCUGACUCCCGACAUCCACAUCUGUGGCAUCUGCAAGCAGCAGUUUAACAACCUGGAUGCCUUUGUAGCUCACAAGCAAAGUGGCUGCCAGCUGACCAGCACAACCGGGACAGCCCCCAGCACGGUCCAGUUUGUAUCGGAGGAAACGGUGCCAGCCACCCAGACUCAGGCUACCACCAGAACCAUCACCUCAGAGACCCAGACGAUCACAGUUUCAGCUCCAGAAUUUGUUUUUGAACAUGGGUAUCAAACAUACCUGCCCACGGAAAGCAAUGAAAACCAGACGGCCACUGUCAUCUCUCUCCCUACCAAGUCACGUGCCAAAAAGCCCGCCACUCCGCCUGCUCAGAAAAGGCUCAACUGCUGCUAUCCAGGUUGCCAAUUCAAGACUGCCUAUGGCAUGAAGGACAUGGAGCGUCAUUUAAAAAUUCACACGGGAGACAAACCCCACAAAUGUGAAGUCUGUGGCAAGUGCUUUAGCCGGAAGGAUAAGCUAAAGACGCACAUGCGGUGCCACACGGGUGUGAAGCCCUACAAGUGUAAGACGUGCGACUACGCCGCUGCAGACAGCAGCAGCCUGAACAAGCACCUGCGCAUCCAUUCCGACGAGCGGCCCUUCAAAUGCCAGAUCUGCCCCUACGCCAGCCGCAACUCCAGCCAGCUCACCGUCCACCUCCGGUCCCACACGGCUCUGGAACUGAAUAAUGAUGUUCCAAAAUCAGCUUGCCUCACCUCGGAAAGCAGCGAUACCCAGAAGGCCUCCAUCGUCUCUCUUCCCUCAGAGUCGAGGGAACAAACUGCCACCCUUGGAGAGAGAACAUUCAACUGUUGUUACCCAGGUUGUCACUUCAAAACUGUUCAUGGCAUGAAAGAUUUGGACCGCCACCUGAGAAUCCACACAGGAGACAAACCACACAAGUGUGAGUUCUGUGACAAGUGCUUCAGCCGGAAGGAUAACCUGACCAUGCAUAUGCGCUGCCACACCAGCGUGAAGCCCCACAAGUGCCACCUCUGCGACUACGCCGCCGUGGACAGCAGCAGCCUCAAGAAGCACCUGCGCAUCCAUUCCGACGAGCGGCCCUACAAAUGCCAGCUCUGUCCCUACGCCAGCCGCAACUCCAGCCAGCUCACCGUCCACCUCCGAUCCCACACAGGGGACACCCCCUUCCAGUGCUGGCUCUGUAGCGCCAAGUUCAAAAUCAGCUCAGACUUGAAAAGGCACAUGAUCGUGCACUCCGGGGAGAAGCCUUUCAAGUGCGAGUUCUGCGACGUCCGCUGCACCAUGAAGGCGAAUCUCAAGUCACACAUCCGCAUCAAGCACACCUUCAAGUGUCUGCACUGCGCCUUCCAGGGCCGGGACCGGGCCGACCUGCUGGAGCACAGCCGGCUGCACCAGGCCGACCACCCCGAGAAAUGCCCUGAGUGCAGCUACUCCUGCUCCAGCGCUGCUGCCCUGCGCGUGCACAGCCGGGUCCACUGCAAAGACCGUCCCUUCAAGUGCGACUUCUGCAGCUUCGACACCAAGCGCCCCAGCAGCCUGGCCAAGCACAUUGACAGAGUGCACAGGGACGAGGCCAAGACGGAGAACCGGGCCCCGGAGGGCAAAGAAGGGCCCCGAGAGAGCAGCUCCCACCACGUGGCCAAAAUAGUGACCCAAAGGGCCUUCCGCUGCGAUACCUGUGGCGCCUCCUUCGUCAGGGACGACUCUCUGAGAUGCCACAAGAAGCAGCACAGUGACCAGAGUGAGAAUAAGAACUCGGACUUGGUCACCUUCCCACCCGAGAGCAGUGCCCUGGGGCAGCCGGGCACCCUGGUGUCUGUUGGGCAGCUCGAGGUGCCCCUGGAGCCCAGCCAAGGCCUCUAGUUCAGCUGAAGAGGGUCACUGGCUGUCAGGAACUCCAGACACAUGCUGUUGCCCAGCCCUCCACGGUGAGGCCAGCAAGCCGGACUUGGGGCACCAGCUCUGGCGGGGGCUGCUCCGACGUUGCAGGCUUCCAGGACGAUGGCGGAAGUGGCCACAGCAAUGCUUUGCGAUGUAAAGACGCUACAGGUUGCUGUUUUCCCUCCAAGAAUUGGCUAAGCAAGUUGGCUGGGUCAUUCAAAGGUGGGAGUCCAGUAAGCCCUGUUCUAUGCAAUAGGGAUAACUUCUUCAUGAUGGAUUCCAAUUUUUAAACUGAUCUGUAAUUCCUAAAUUCUUGGAAAAUAUUCUCUGGAAUUAUUACACUACUUAGAAGACAUAGAAAACUAAAAAUAAACUGAUCUGUAUAGUAGGCGUGAGUUAAGAUGAAGGCUGGGUACAUGGAGGGUCCUGGAUGGCUAGAAAAGUUCUAUUUCUUAACCUGGGUGGUAGUUGCAAAGCGUUCACCUUAUGCAUUUGUGUGUGGUUUCCUUUAUCUGUUUUACAAUAAAAAGGCAAACUCAUCUGCAGAA